Messenger RNA from Miniopterus natalensis, 1654 nucleotides. RefSeq names its product purinergic receptor P2Y13 (gene P2RY13). The record is from RefSeq and is a predicted model, not a curated record. NCBI's taxonomy places the organism in Eukaryota, Metazoa, Chordata, Mammalia, Chiroptera, Miniopteridae. Gene Ontology annotation, molecular function: G protein-coupled purinergic nucleotide receptor activity. Gene Ontology annotation, cellular component: membrane. Gene Ontology annotation, biological process: G protein-coupled receptor signaling pathway; negative regulation of adenylate cyclase activity.
AAAUCAUGAAUGCCACGGUGAUGAAGGGCUUCAAUGGGUCUGAGCGGUGCCCCAGGGACACGCGCAUAGCACAGCUGGUGUUCCCAGUCCUCUACACCGUUGUGUUCCUCAUCGGCAUCACGCUGAAUGCUCUGGCCCUGUGGGUGUUUGUUCACAUUCCCAGCUCCUCCACCUUCAUCAUCUACCUCAAGACGACCCUGGUGGCCGACUUGGUGAUGACACUCAUGCUUCCAUUCAAAAUCCUCUCCGACUCACACCUGGGACCCUGGCAACUCAGAGCUUUCGUGUGUCGCUUCUCAGCCGUUGUCUUCUAUGAGACCAUGUAUGUGGGCAUCAUUCUGCUGGGUCUCAUUGCCUUUGACAGGUUCCUCAAGAUCAUUAGGCCUUUUGGAAAAUUCUUUGUACAAAAACCUGCUUUUGCAAAAACAGUCUCAGCCCUCGUCUGGUUCCUUUUGUUCCUCAUCUCUCUGCCAAACAUCAUCUUAAGCAACAAGAAGGCGACGCCGUCAUCUGUGAGAAAGUGUGCCUCCUUAAAGAGUCCUCUGGGGCUGAAGUGGCAUCAGUGGGUGAAUUACAUAUCCCAGUUCAUUUUCUGGACGGUUUUUGCUCUAAUGCUUCUGUUUUAUGUGGUGAUUGCAAAAAAGGUAUACGACUCUUACAGAAAGUCGAAAAGUAAGGACAGCAAAAACAACAAAAAGCUGGAAGGUAAAGUGUUUAUUGUUGUGGCUGUAUUCUUUGUGUGUUUUGCUCCAUUUCAUUUUGCCAGAGUUCCAUAUACUCACAGUCAAACCAACAAUAAGACUGAGUGUAGACUGCAGAAUCAACUGUUUAUAGCUAAAGAAACAACACUCUUUUUGGCAGCAACUAACAUUUGUAUGGAUCCCUUAAUAUAUAUUUUUUUAUGUAAAAAAUUCACAAGAAGGAUAUUAUGUAUGAGAGGAAGAAAGACCACAGCAUCAACACAAGACAAUCAUACUAGUCAGACAGACAAUAUAACCCUAAACUGAUGACUUUAUUGUGGCUCACUUCUAUUUAUGGACUAGAUUUCAAAAGACAGUUUAUUUGGAAAUUACAUUUAAGCAAUAAAGGACGAAAAGAAAUGCUUUCUGACAUUUUAUUACCCUGAUGUACAGAAAGGAUUACAUAAAUUUUAAUUUCACACAGAUCUAGGAAGGAAGCAUCAUUAACAGAAUGCAACAGAAAGCAAACGGCCACUAGAGGUCAUCUUUUCGAGAACAUUCACUUACAUUUUGGAAAAGAGUUUUUGCGGAUAAAUGUGCAUUCCUAAAAUCCUCCUCUCCAAAAUACCUUCUCACAUUCUUUUACACACAUAAUUCAAACAACACUACCGAUUUUGUAUUCCAAAAACGAUACUUGCUGAUUUAAAAAUACACAAAAAACAAACAAAAAAACCAACUUGAAAGCCCUUGGGUGAAGGGUGAAAGCUGAAACCUAGGGCUUGAAAGGGAAGCUACAUAUGAAGUGUCUGGGGAGCUGAAGGUGGUCAGAGGCCCCUGAAAAUCCAAAUGGCGGAGGCUCUCCUUACAAUUACAAAGAGCCUCUUCCAUGUGAUUCCAAUUCACCGCAGGAGGCACAGGCACCAUUAUUGUUAUAGAAAUAGAUUUGUGUGUGUAUUAGAGUCAGGAAUAUAAGU